This is a messenger RNA of Arabidopsis lyrata subsp. lyrata, 607 nucleotides long. RefSeq lists its product as uncharacterized. The coding region runs from base 95 to 409 and encodes 104 amino acids. Lineage: Eukaryota; Viridiplantae; Streptophyta; Magnoliopsida; Brassicales; Brassicaceae. The record is from RefSeq and is a predicted model, not a curated record. The transcript is spliced from 3 exons.
CUAGUACAACUAUUUUUGUUUAUUUGUUAUCAAAUUCUCGAACGAUUACAAGAUUAAGGUUUAGGUCUUCACCGCCGUCACCUCUUCCGUCAUUAUGGCUGCCGCUGUCCCAAAACUCUUGCCGAUGGAAGAUACCCUCAUAACAAGAAAAGACAUGUGGAAACGCAGACUUGAAUUUGUCAUCAAGAUGACCUCCGGAGUUGUCUACUCGAUAAUGAUGCAUUCUGUGAUCAUCACCGCAUAUGCGUUGCUGAUUUUUCGAAUUUUCUAUAUAAAUGGGUUUGAUCUCGACCAGCUUAACGAUGUGAGUGCCCCCAUCAUGUUCUCUUACCUUCCGUGUGGCGUACUGGAAGUAGCUGCAAUAUUACUGAAUAUUACCUUCAGUAAUAUUCAAGGAAAUCGAUCGUGAAGUCAAGAACUCCAUCACUGCAAGAAGACUCAAGAAGCGUUUCAGAACGCUUAUGAGACAUUGGUUGCACUGAUUCUAUAUUUUCAAAAGCUAUCUCUUUGCUUUCUUGUUUUAUUUUUUUGCCAAGAAACCAACUCAAGGUUGAACUCCAUGUAAAACCAAACAUUUCAUUUAUAUGAUAUUUGCCAUUUAGCAAAA